GAAGAAAAUAAAAAAAUGAGUCUUAGUAAAUCAGCUCUUUUAGCUGUAAAUUUUUGCAUCGUUGUAAGCCAGGUCUCUUGUGAUGAACAAAAUGAAACUACAACAAAUACCCCAGAUACGCCAAAGGAAAAAACGAAUGUAAAAGAGAGCGCUCUUUGCAAAAAAUGUACUUGCGAUUUUGCCAACAGUUUACUCGAUUGCAGCGAGAAACUUUCGGGAUGGCUGUCUGAUGAGGAAUGGAAAAACCUUACUAACGGAGAUUUUGUGUUCAAAACAAUCAAUUUCGAACACAACAACCUCACCAGUGUUCCGGUUCUGCCAACAUAUGAUAUGGAAGACUUGUACUUGGCACACAACCAGAUAGAAUCGAUUGCGAAGGGGGCUUUUCAGAACUUGAGCGAGCUAAUCAAUCUAGAUCUGUCGCACAAUCUCUUGCCAUCGAAAGCCCUGGUACCAGAUGUUUUCAAAGGACCCUACACAGCCAAUGAUUUUGCAACUUUAAAUGUUAAAUCGCUUAAUUUGGGUUACAAUGAUCUGCAUAACUUGGACGCCGACUUGUUUGAACACAUUCCCUAUGUAGAGGAGCUGGUUCUCUGCGGAAACAGUUUCCACAUAAUUGAUCAACUUUCGGAAACGGCUAUUUCUGGGUUAGGUCAUUUGAAGAUUUUAGAUAUCUCUUAUAUGGAAAUCGAUGACAUACCAGACACAGUUCUUCAUGGACCUCGAGAUCUUGAUACUCUUAUAGCAGCUGGAAAUCUCUUCCACCAUUUACCAAAGGCCUUAAAAUGGGCCACGAAUUUGACCAGCCUGGUUUUAAAUCAGAACCCAAUUGAAAGUCUGAUUGGAGACAAUGUAUUUCCGCCGUUGACAAAAUUGAACCAUCUGAGUAUGUCCUUUAUGUCGAAACUAUACAAAAUUGGACCUGGAGCAUUUAGUGAAUUACAAGGCCUGACCGAGCUUAUAUUGUCCGACAACAAGUUACUAAACGAAAUCGACGAGGAAGCAUUAUCAAAGAACGUUACUGGAGGCCAAUAUUUGGACUAUCCCCCAUUGGAAACGGUUUACUUGAAUAACUGCAACCUUACCACUCUGCCAAAAUCUCUGCUCGUGCGUUGGGAUAAACUCAAAGCCCUUGAUCUUAGAUUCAAUCCGUGGAACUGCGACAGUUCCAAUGAUUACUUGAUUAACGAGUUGAUAGAGCAAGUCAACAGAACCUCAGCCGUUUUAGCCAAAGACGUCCAGUGUGCCACUCCGACAAAUUUAAAGGGCGUGACGGUUCUGAAAGUGGCAAACGAACAUUUGAUGGAAAGCUCUACUGGCAGUAUAAUUUGGGUCGGACUCCUAGUUUUCCUUCUAAUUGCUGUGCCGACAAUUGUGGCCGCCGUCAUAAUGAAAAGACGCGGCUGCUUCGGCGCUUUUAGACGCAAUAGCAGCGGUGCUGAUCGCGCUCUCUAUAAUAGGACUAGUUUCAAUGAAGAUUUCCACAUCUAAUUUUCGUUGUGGACUGGUAGUAUUAAAGUUAUAAUUAAACUUAAAAGCGGUUGUGCUUUAAUGAGUCACUACGUUCAACUUCAUAUUAAAAAACAAGUUGCAUACCUGAUAGAUAGCAUGCCUGCUUCAAAAACAACCAUUGGAUGGACUAACUAUAAAUAUUUUCUAAACAUUCCGCUUGACCAUCGUCAAUUAAAAUACUUUUUUGCAAAAUAAAUAAAACUAUACAAAAAUAUUGCGGUA
Messenger RNA from Drosophila ficusphila, 1734 nucleotides. Its product is annotated as carboxypeptidase N subunit 2. Gene Ontology annotation, molecular function: protein binding. The record is from RefSeq and is a predicted model, not a curated record. Lineage: Eukaryota; Metazoa; Arthropoda; Insecta; Diptera; Drosophilidae.